CUUUGAAGAUGAGCUCUCUUGUUAGUUACCGGGCAGUCGCCACUGGCACAGAGAGGAUGAGCAGAGGAGGGGACGGGAAGGUGGUGUGUGUCACAGGAGGGUCAGGUUACAUAGCUUCAUGGCUAGUUAAGCUUUUGCUUCAACGUGGCUACACUGUCAAAGCCACAGUCCGUGACCCAAAUGAUCCAAAGAAAACAGAACACUUGCUUGCACUUGACGGAGCUAAAGAAAGACUUCAUUUGUUCAAAGCUAAUUUAUUGGAAGAAGGAGCUUUUGAUCCUAUUGUUGAUGGAUGUGAAGGUGUUUUUCAUACAGCUUCCCCUGUUUCUUUUUCACCCAAUGACGACCCACAGGUUGACCUAAUUGAUCCUGCCUUGAAAGGAACACUAAAUGUUCUUAGAUCAUGUGCAAAAGUUCAUUCUAUCAGGAGAGUGGUUUUAACCUCUUCAAGCGCAACAUGUUUAUAUAGUGGAAAACCUCUGAACCAUGAUGUGGUUAUUGACGAGACCUGGCAUUCAGAUCCAGCUAUUUGUAAGGAAUUGAAGGCUUGGUAUGCACUUUCAAAAACCUUAGCUGAGGAAGCUGCUUGGAAUUUUGCAAAAGAGAAUGCUACUGACUUGGUUACAGUGCAUCCAUCAUUUGUGAUUGGCCCUCUUUUACAGCCAACUCUUAAUUUCAGUGUGGAGAUGAUCCUCAACCUUGUCAAUGGAGCUGAGACAUACCCAAAUGAAUAUUAUAGGUGCAUCGAUGUUAGAGAUGUUGCAAACGCACAUAUUCAAGCUUUUGAAAUUCCUUCAGCUAGUGGCAGAUAUGGUUUGACAGCACAUGUCACAACCUUUUCUGAGGUUCUGAAGAUCAUCCAUGAAAACUAUCCUACUUUGCGCCUUCCUGAAAAAAGCACAGAAGGCAGGUUCAAGCCAUACCAGGUGUCCAAAGAGAAAGCACAAACUUUGAGUAUCAACUUCACUCCACUGGAUUUGUCUCUCGUGGACACGAUUGAGAGCUUGAAGGAGAAGGGCUUUCUCAAAAUCUGAUUUAGCGAGAUGAAAUUAGGAAUUGGUGUGUCAAAACAACUCCAAAACAAGAGCACAGGAACGAAUUAUAUAUAUAUAUAUGAGGGAAUCAGAAUGAGUUGAUCGUAUAGCUAGUGGUAUAAUUUUAUUUGCAUACUGAAAAUAAAUCAAGCAUAAUUU
This is a messenger RNA of Populus euphratica (Euphrates poplar), 1193 nucleotides long. RefSeq names its product tetraketide alpha-pyrone reductase 1-like. The transcript is spliced from 8 exons. Gene Ontology annotation, molecular function: oxidoreductase activity, acting on the CH-OH group of donors, NAD or NADP as acceptor. Lineage: Eukaryota; Viridiplantae; Streptophyta; Magnoliopsida; Malpighiales; Salicaceae. The coding region runs from base 9 to 1034 and encodes 341 amino acids. The record is from RefSeq and is a predicted model, not a curated record.